AUGGUUGUUACCUCGCCAUUUGUACUCCAGGCUGAAGUACACCCAGAAUAUAAUGCGGCUUCUGCUGUUUACAACUGGAAGUCUUCCAGAACCGGUCUUCAAGUUGUCUUGAUUCAGCAUGAAACUCCAGUGGUCAACGGUUAUUUCGCCGUCGCUUCAGAGGUUUCAAACGAUUCGGGUACUCCUCAUACCUUAGAGCACUUGAUAUUUAUGGGAUCCAAGACGUAUCCUUACAAGGGAUUGUUAGAUACAGUUGGUAACAAAAUGUUUUCAACUACUAACGCUUGGACUGGUACCGAUCAGACUGUAUAUACUUUAGUCACAGCAGGUUGGGAAGGGUUUAGAGAUUUAUUGCCCGUCUAUUUAGAUCAUGUUUUAAAUCCUACACUAAACGAUAACGCAUGUCUAACCGAAGUGUACCAUAUUGAUGGUACUGCUGAGGAGAAAGGUGUGGUGUUUUCUGAGAUGCAAGGAGUCGAGAACACUUCAUCUUCACUUAUUGCUGAAAGAGCACAGAAAUUGUUGUUCAAGGCUGAUAGCGGAUAUUCUAGCAACACAGGUGGAUUGAUGGAUGCACUUCGGGUAUUGACCAACGAAGAAAUUCGAGAUUUUCACAAGUUGAGAUAUACUCCUGAUAACCUUUGUGUUAUAGUCACUGGACCUGUGACUCCUGAGGAACUAAUCAAGGUCAUGAGCGAGUUUGAUAAUUCGUUAGAUUAUGUUAGUGAUGUUAAUUUCAAAAGACCCUUUGUUGAUUCUGAGAGAGACCCUGUUCCUUUAAAGAACACCCGUGAUGAAAUUGAGUUUCCUGAAGCCGACGAAGAUUUUGGUGAAGUGCAAUUGUCAUGGAAGGGUCCAUCUGCUCUUGAGUUGUUGGAUAAUACUGCUCUUCAUAUUCUUGGGUCAUAUUUCACUACCGAGGGAUCAGGUAAACUGCCUCUGGCCAUUGUUGAUGUUUCUGAUCCACUAGCAACUGAUGUCUCAUUCUAUACGGACGACUACAUUGAUACUAUAUGUCACUUUUAUGUUUCUGGUGUACCUACUGAAAGACUAGCUGAAGUCGAAAACGAAGUUCUCAAGGUGGUAGAGCAACAAGUGAGCAAUUUUGAUCUGGCCUUUAUUCGCGAAUGCAUUGUGCGCAAGAAGAACAAGUUCAUUCUUGGUGCUGAAAAAGAUCCAUCGAGUCUGGCCUAUAUUGCUAUUGAUAACUUCCUUUAUGGCUCAAGAGAUGGUAAACAUUUAAUAGAGUGGACACAGGAUGCUUCCGAAUACGACACAUUGUUGAACUGGACUGAGGAUGCAUGGACGGAGCUUAUUACCAAAUAUUUUAUCAAGAAUCCUCGCAUCGUUGUCAGGGGAAGACCCUCCACUAAGUUGUUUGAGCAAUUGAACUCCGAAAAGGAACAAAGGAUAAAGACUUAUAAGGAAAAGUUUGGAGAAGAAGGACUGAAGAAGUUAGAGCGUCAGCUUGAGAGUGCCCAGAAGGAAAACAAUAUGCCUAUUCCGAAUGAAAUUAUCGACAGCUUCCAAGCGCCCAAUCCAGAGCGGAUUCGAUUUAUCCAGACCAACUCAGCCGACGCUGGCCUGGCUUUGACGCCGACUAGCGAACACUCUCGCUUUCAAGAGAGCAUUAUCAGUGACACUCCUAAAGACUUUCCAUUGUACGUGCAUUUUGAACAAUUUGAAUCAAAAUUUGUUGCAGUUCGCAUCUUUUUUUCCUCGUUUGUUGUGGAUGAAGCUUUGUUGCCUUAUAUUGAAGUUCUGUUUUCGGAAUUAUUUUCACUUCCUAUGGUUUUACCAGACGGAACUAAGCUUUCUUAUGAAGAGGUUGUUAGAGAUGUGAAGAAGGAUACUCUGGAGAAUUCCAUCUCAUCAGCGGGUCAAUUUGAGGAGUUCGUUACAUUAAAAUUACAAGCUACUGUUGAAAACUAUUCUAAGGUUGUUGAGUGGGCCAUUCGUGCAUUAUGGUACACUGUUUUUGAUGAAGACAGAAUCAAAGUGCUUAUUGAAAAGCACUUGAAUGGACUAUCUGAAGAAAAGAGAGAUGGAUCCAACAUCUUGUCUUCAGAGAUCCUAAAAGCCACUCUUAGCCCUAGAUCUCUGAAGCGACAGUCAGACAAUCUAGUCUCGGAGGAAUUUUAUGAGGACCUUUUUGAAAAAAUCGAGAAUGGUCAAUUUGAAGAUAUCAAAGCUGAUCUUGAAAAGCUACGUAUGUCGCUAUUCAGUCUCAAUAACAUGCGUGUGCUUGUUAUGGGUGGAAUUGAUCAAAUAAGGAAUCCUGUGGCUUCGUGGAGUUCCUUGAUCGACGCGACGAGAAAAAAGCAUGGCAAUGAACAGAAGGCAGAUUUAGUACCAAUCCCACGGUCUGUUGAAGUUCGUUCUUCAAAGGGUCGUUCGCUUGAAAAAGAAGCAUUCAUCACCCCUAUGUCUGCAUCAGAAUCAUCGUACCUGGCAGUCUUGUCUAAGGGCCCUACUGAUUAUAAAGACGAGGACAUACCUGCUUUGGCAGUUUGUUGUUCAUACCUUCAGGCUGUUGAAGGUCCCCUAUGGCGAGGAGUUCGUGGUACAGGUCUUGCGUACGGUGCCAGUCUUUUUAGAAGCAUGGAACAGGGUCAAAUCGUAUUGGAUAUUUACCGUGGUACAGAUGCCGGUAAAGCAGUUUCCGUUACAAAAUCUAUAGUUGAAGAUCUCUGUGAUGGUAGAGAGAAGUUUGAGAAGCGCUUUAUUGAAGGAGCGAUCAGCAGCAUUGUGAAUUCAAUUGCAUCUAAUGAAUCCAACUUUUACACUGCAGCAUCAUCGAAGUUUUUUGACAACUAUGUUAAGAAGCGAGGACCAAAUUUCAAUCAAAGCUUCAUGGAAGCUAUUAAACAAGUUGGGGAACAACAGUUGCAAUUCGUAUUAAGGAAAUACAUUCGCCCAAUGUUCCACGCUCAUACUUCUAUGGUUUUUGUAGCAUGCAAUGUCUCCAUGGUUGAGUCUCUCCAAAAGCAGCUCGCGUUGUCUGGAUAUGAGGUUACGGUAAAUGCUAUGGUCGGAGCUGAUGACAGUGACGAAGAUGAAUCUGGCGAUGAUGAUGACGAUGAUGAUGAUGAUGAUGAGGACGACGAGGAAGAAGAGGAAUCUGAGGAAGAAAUCGAGGAAUAG
This is a messenger RNA of Sugiyamaella lignohabitans, 3144 nucleotides long. RefSeq lists its product as uncharacterized. The coding region runs from base 1 to 3144 and encodes 1047 amino acids. Gene Ontology annotation, molecular function: metal ion binding. The transcript has a single exon. NCBI's taxonomy places the organism in Eukaryota, Fungi, Ascomycota, Dipodascomycetes, Dipodascales, Trichomonascaceae. The record is from RefSeq and is a predicted model, not a curated record.